CGGUAAGCCUUUGUCUUAAACAGUUUUAUCAGUCUGACAACGUAUUUCACGACGCGAACAUCUAGCCCCCUGAAUACGAAUCGAAUUGUAGCGACACACUUUUGUCAGUUCGAGUUACUAACGAGAACACGUAUUGCUAAUAGCAGAAAUAAGUGACCAGAGAGGAUAAUAAAAAAAUUUUUGUAACAUAAUGGAUACAACAUUUUAGAGAAUAAACAUGGCCCCCUAUUAUGUCUCCGAUUUGGUCUGACGUAAUUUCCGAACCGAAACCGCUUACAAUCGAGGACAUCUUCCUGGAAGAGACAAUGGGUGCACCGAAACAGUUACACAAGAAACAACCCUUCAUAGAAAUAAACAACAACAGUAUGAAGGAUGUUUCGAUGAACAACAUUGCCGAAUUUUAUAAAGAUACAACGAUUUUCAUCACCGGAGGAACCGGGUUCGUUGGCAAAGCACUGCUGGAAAAACUUCUGCGGACUUGCUACCAAUUGGACAAGGUCUAUCUGUUGGUGCGGCCCAAAAAGGGCAACCAAGGUGAUCAAAGACUCAAAGAACUGAUAGCAAACCCGGUGUUCGACAGAAUUCGGGAAAAAAAUCCAGAAAUAUUUUCCAAAAUCUACCUCAUUCCCGGAGACAUGAGUCAACCAGGGUUAGGCCUUUCAGCUAACGACAGGAACACCCUAAUUCAACAAGUCAAUUUAGUUUUCCAUUCGGCAGCAACCGUCAGAUUUCACGAAAACCUGAAAGAUGCCCUAACACUUAACACCCUUGCAACAAAAAGGGUUCUAGACGUAUGCAAAGCCAUGAGGAACCUCAAGUGUUUCAUUCAUGUAUCUACCGCGUACAGCAACGCUGACAAGCGCGAUAUCCAAGAAAUCGUUUACAACCCCACUAGAGACCCUGAAGCCCUUCUUAACUGUAUCGAUGCCCUUCCAGAAAAUAUUUUAGAUGAAAUAACAGAUAAAUUAAUCGUAAGUAAUAAUUUANUUAAAAUUAACUAAUCCGGUAAUAUUGGAUUUUUGCAUUCUUUCUAGUGAGCUUCAACUUUUUUUAUACGCAGGCAUUUGAUGUGUAACUAAUUCGCUUGGAAUUAACAAUUUUUAUAUUUAACAGCAUAUUUAAACUAAUUUUACUGUGGCACGUCUUACUGCAUGGAAAAAAAAUGACAAUUACAAUAAAUUCCUUAAUUCAAAUGAAAUUAGUUUGAGUAAAAGCAAAACAAACAAGACGAAAAUUAGUAUUUUUUUUAAGGAUCUGAUAAAAAAGCGCAGGUAAAUUAUUGCAAAGUGUGAUAUAUCUGUAGUUAAAACAAAAGUAUUAUUUACCCUUUAUAAUACUGCGUAUUAUAAGAAAUCAUGGAUUGCAAUGAUGAAAAAAAAAUUUUCGCUACGUAUGUAUCUGAUGACUAGAGAUCGGACGUCGUUCGCACAUAUAAGGGCUGCACCUAAGUCGACGUUGAAAAUUACCCCUAAUAACGUGCUAAGGACGUCCGCUCCCUACAGAUGACGAAAAGUACGCUAAUAGAUACCUAUUGGUAUUUAAUUUAUUUACAUUAUUAUAAUAUACACAUUGCACAGAUGAUAUUAUAAUAUUUUAAUCUAUA
Molecule: messenger RNA, 1603 nt
Organism: Agrilus planipennis (emerald ash borer)
Lineage: Eukaryota; Metazoa; Arthropoda; Insecta; Coleoptera; Buprestidae
Product: putative fatty acyl-CoA reductase CG5065
Exons: 5
Coding region: 231-1001 (256 amino acids)
Biological process (GO): long-chain fatty-acyl-CoA metabolic process
Cellular component (GO): peroxisome
Molecular function (GO): alcohol-forming very long-chain fatty acyl-CoA reductase (NADP+) activity
Source: RefSeq, a predicted model, not a curated record